Messenger RNA from Phaethon lepturus (White-tailed tropicbird), 288 nucleotides. Its product is annotated as mitochondrial uncoupling protein 2-like. Gene Ontology annotation, molecular function: oxidative phosphorylation uncoupler activity. Bases 1 to 288 code for a protein of 95 amino acids. Gene Ontology annotation, biological process: response to cold; mitochondrial transmembrane transport; adaptive thermogenesis. Lineage: Eukaryota; Metazoa; Chordata; Aves; Phaethontiformes; Phaethontidae. The record is from RefSeq and is a predicted model, not a curated record. The transcript has 4 exons.
AUGCCACCACCCUCCUGCACAGGGACGCUGCCCAACAUCGCCCGCAACGCCAUCGUCAACUGUGGGGAGCUCGUCACCUACGCCCUCCUUAAAGAUGCGCUGCUGCGGGCGCCGCUCCCCGGGCAGUACCGGAACGCGCUCAGCUGCCUCCUUGCCCUGCUCAUGCAGGACGGCCUUGCUGGCUUAUACAAGGGGUUCGUCCCCUCCUUCCUGCGGCUCGGCUCCUGGAACAUCAUGAUGUUCAUCACCUGGGAGCAGCUGAAACGAGGUCAGCAGAAACUGCCUUAA